GAAAGCAGCGAAAACUGGGAGAAAGAGAAACCUGCACGAAGCGGGGGAGUAACCAGAAGAAUAGGAAUUCUAUCCAGAAACGGGCUGGUGCUGCUGCUGCUGCUGUGUCGCUCAGACUAGAACUAGACCAGACCAAGAGCAAACUAAACUACGCCAAGAAAAGCAGCCAAAUCCUUGAAAAAGAAAAUGGCCAAAUUAGUGACGUAUAUCUUCAUCGUCAGCUCCGUAGUACUGUGGUAUCUUCUGUUAUUCGAUGGCAGCAGAGGCGUGGAGGCCACCAACGGUCAUGGCAGCCAGCUGGAGGGGCGUGACUUCCACCACCACGGCGGGAGCCAUCACAUACGCCGUAACAUCAAUCACUGCUGGCGUCGCUACGAUGGCUACAAUCUGCAAAACACCAUUGUCAAUAAGAAGGAGCAGCUGAAAAAGCCCUAUGGCAUAUUGUGCAACUUCAAGUGCACUUGGUUCUUCACAACAAGCUUCCCCACUUGCGAGUUCAUCUACGACUAUAAAUUAUCCUGCGUACUGUUCACUUCACUGCCCGACUGUACCACCGUCAAGUGUACUCUCUUAAAUUAUUUUAGCUAGAGUUACCAGCCCAGGCCCUAACACAAUGUAGGCCAUAUCCAUAUAAUGUUAACUAUUGUAUUUAUUUCAGCAGCAGUUAUAAGCUUUUUUUUCAUAGCAUAAGUCUGAUUAUUACUAGAUUUUAUAUGGAAAUAUAGGAAAUUACUCUUGAAACAAAAUGAAAAUAUAAAUGUAUAUU
This is a messenger RNA of Drosophila obscura, 766 nucleotides long. RefSeq lists its product as uncharacterized. The transcript is spliced from 3 exons. Lineage: Eukaryota; Metazoa; Arthropoda; Insecta; Diptera; Drosophilidae. The record is from RefSeq and is a predicted model, not a curated record. Bases 187 to 588 code for a protein of 133 amino acids.